This is a messenger RNA of Suillus fuscotomentosus, 551 nucleotides long. RefSeq lists its product as uncharacterized. The transcript has 2 exons. The record is from RefSeq and is a predicted model, not a curated record. Bases 191 to 520 code for a protein of 109 amino acids. NCBI's taxonomy places the organism in Eukaryota, Fungi, Basidiomycota, Agaricomycetes, Boletales, Suillaceae.
AGUGAGCUUGAGCGUUAUGAGCGCGAACCAAUCACGCUCAAUGCGGGCGAGCGCGUGACUGAUCUCGUUCGCUUCUGGAAGCGCAUGGAAAAAGUCUAUCCAUAGUACUUUUCUGCGUUGCUAUGGAUGUCCUUCCAGCUCAGGCAUCCUUUGUGCCGCGCGAACGUCUAUUUUCAUCAAGUAAAGAAACAUGCACACCCCGUCGAAGCAGAAUUUCACCACGAGUAACGAAAGCAACCCAGAUUCUCAAGUUUUCUUACAGACAGGAGAGACGGUCCACAAUCAUGCAUCAUUUUGGACCCUCGCAUCACUCGGAUCUCCAGAGGCUCGCUCGAAAAGCUUGGAAUUAUCAUUAACGAAUCAUCCUUCUCCUCAGCCCCGGACGAUCACGUACGAUCACGUAUUAUGCUUCGGUUUCCUUUACUACAUAAGCGCGCAUCAUACAUGGGAAUGGAAAUUAAACUAUCCUCCUGCAUGGAGAUUUGUAGGCCAACACAUGCGAUGGACCGCAAGCAUGUAAACGAUUGCCGAUGUACAUGCCCGACGCGCUA